This is a messenger RNA of Phalacrocorax carbo (great cormorant), 2701 nucleotides long. NCBI's taxonomy places the organism in Eukaryota, Metazoa, Chordata, Aves, Suliformes, Phalacrocoracidae. The record is from RefSeq and is a predicted model, not a curated record.
GUUGCAAUACCAAUAGAAAGUCUAAACUACUAGCGUGCAAAAAGCUGACGUUGAUAUACACAAAGCCUUUUCAGGCAAACACUUUUUAGAUACAUUGGUCACAUUUGUAGUGUUUUUGGAUUAAAGUUUUUGUGAUUGCUUGUAAAGUAUCAGAAACAGGAUUUUCCUAUUCCUUUCCUACUUCCUUAAUAGGAAAGUAUAAAACCAGGACUUAAUUUCAGAAACUAACUUCAAAAUGAAGUCAUGCUUUGUUUCUUGAUAUUAGUAAUAAGAUCCCAGUAAGAGUUCAGGAUCUGUACGAUAGAUAAACUGCUAAUGGUUCUGCUGAUGUGUCUACGAAGCCUGAAGCAGUCUCAGUUCCCACUAUCCAAGAGCAGCCAGAAUUGUUAGCCUUGCAUAAAAUAGUUAUCAGAAGUAAUUAGGGUACCAGAAAGAAAGCUGGAUGUGUAGCUACUGAAGGGAUCAUUCUUAGAAAUUCGGUCUCACUCCUUGAAUACCUGUCAUCAGAGCACCCUAAGGAGAGCUCUCUGAAGCACGUUAUUUGCAGUAGGAUCCUUACUCAUUUUAAGUGGCUGCUCAUGCUGCCUUAGAAGCAGGUGUGGUAUUUGACAGACACAGGUAUUGCUUAUACAUUUAUAAAUGCAACAAAAGUAACUGAUGUUUUAAUACUAUCUAAUCUUCUACAUUUUCCCAGUACUAGGACAAAAUUGCCUAUAUACCUUCAGAUGAAAGGAAGUAUUUGUCUGGAAGGGAAACCAGUAAUGUCUGUCCUGAAGCAAGUGUCUUCCUUCUUAUAGCUGUGGUGCCCAGAGGCCCUGUUGUGCAGUGUGCAAAGCCAUUAAGAAACAAAGGGCAAACAAUAUAAGAGCUGCCAUCUGAAGUCUUCAAGGAUUCCACCUAACUGGAAGAAAUAGUGACUUCAGAGUUGUAAGCUUUCCUCAGUUUUCUGUCUCCUGUCACAGAGACAGGGAAUGGCAACUGUCUCGUUCUCUUUGAGAAGGCAUCACUGCAACUACUUAGCCUGAACUGCUGCAGAAAACAAAUUAUUCUUUCUCAGGGAGCCAAAGGAGAGCAACUUGUCUAAGUUGUCAUAGUUCCACUGACUUUGCUGUGCUAUGUCAAAUCUACAUCCGUUGAGUACAUGCAGCCUCAUUUUGCUAGCAGGAAGAACAGGAUUCAAACCCAGAAGUAUUAAUGUUAAGAUGAUGGGUUUGUUUUGGAAGGCUCUCGAUUUGGCAGCCCUUGCCACUGAGCAUGCACAAUUCAAGGACUGGUGGUGGAAAGUCCAAAUUGGGAAGUGCUACUAUAGGUUAGGAUUAUAUCGUGAAGCCGAAAAACAGUUUAAGUCAGCUCUCAAGCAACAGGACAUGGUUGAUACAAUCUUGUAUUUGGCAAAAGUGUAUUUGCGCUUGGAUCAGCCUGUAACAGCUUUGAACCUUUUCAAGCAAGGGUUAGAUCGAUUUCCUGGAGAAGUGACUCUUAUAUGUGGAAUUGCCAGAAUCUAUGAGGAAAUGAACAAUAUCUCCUUGGCUGCAGAGUUCUAUAAAGAUGUCUUAAAACAAGACAACACUCACGUGGAAGCCAUUGCAUGCAUUGGCAGUAACCAUUUUUAUUCAGACCAGCCAGAGAUAGCUCUGCGGUUUUAUAGACGGCUCCUGCAGAUGGGUGUUUAUAACUGCCAACUUUUUAACAACCUGGGCCUGUGUUGCUUUUAUGCCCAGCAAUAUGAUAUGACACUGUCUUCAUUUGAACGUGCACUGUUUUUGGCUGAAAAUGAGGAGGAGACAGCAGAUGUGUGGUACAACUUGGGACACGUGGCUGUGGGGAUAGGAGACCUGAAUCUGGCUUACCAGUGUUUCAAGCUAACGUUAGCCAACAAUAAUGACUAUGCAGAAGCUUACAACAACUUGGCUGUGCUGGAAAUGCGGAAAGGUCAUGUUGAACAGGCAAGAGCUUUGCUGCAAACUGCUUCAUCUUUAGCACCUCAUAUGUAUGAGCCCCAUUUCAAUUUUGCAAUACUCUCAGAGAAGGUUGGAGAUCUUCAGAGGAGUUACACAGCUGCUCAGAAGUCAGAAGAAGCGUUUCCAGGCCAUGUUGAUACACAACAGCUCAUCAAACAGUUAAAACAGCACUUUGCUAUGCUCUGAUGAGUAUAUUUUUUGUGUAAAAAUAGUUGGCCAGAGUAAAUGUCCCAUACAUCUUUUUGAAAAUACUAGCUUGAAGUAGAUAAACUAUACUUAAUGCAUUCCUGUGGCAAAGCCUGUGUUACUUUGAGUAGCGGGAAAGGUUUAAGAGUCCCAAUCAGUUUCUGUCAUCUUAAAACAUAUCACUUAUUAAAAUGCAACUACAUACACGAGAGAUUACGGGAGUGGCAGGAUUCUGCCAGUAUGACAACGGUGAUGGAGUUGUCUGGUAUAUGAGCAAGUAAAUCUCCAUUUAAUAUUAGUGAACAUUUUAAAGGAUUUUUUUUUUUUACAUUUCUUUAGAAAAAAGUGGUUUUAAAUAUUCCUGUGUGACAAGUAACACAGAGUAAGAGUACUUCCUAACUGGUCUUCAGACUUGGCUUUUGAUAGUAUACUUCCUUACUGAAUGUUACGUUUUAAAACUAAAGUACCUAAGAAGAAUAUAAAAUAUAUUUGUAAAGCAGAAGUUCUUAUAUUCCUUGUUGUACUGUGUGAAUUAAAUGCCAGUUUGUAUGGUU